This is a messenger RNA of Hemicordylus capensis (graceful crag lizard), 3868 nucleotides long. RefSeq names its product chromosome 3 C10orf105 homolog (gene C3H10orf105). Lineage: Eukaryota; Metazoa; Chordata; Lepidosauria; Squamata; Cordylidae. The record is from RefSeq and is a predicted model, not a curated record. The coding region runs from base 549 to 968 and encodes 139 amino acids. The transcript has 5 exons.
CAGAGAGGCCUCCAAGUAGGCCUCCCUGAAGCCUGAACUCAGCAGGCCCCAAGGGAGGCAGGAAGCCAGGAAGGAAGCUGGCAGAGCUCCCUGCAGCAGACCCUCUGCCCAGACCAUCCAGUACAGCCUUUGCCAGGAUGGUGAUCUGCUGAAAUGCGAUUCCCAGAAUCAGCUGAAAUAAACAUGGCUUUAGAAACUUACUGUAUAUUGCAAGGAGAAGGAGAAGGAGGAGAAGGAGAAGAAGAAGGAGGAGAAACUAUUCAGCAUGCAGAUAAAAACUCCUAGAAGUCUGAAGGGGAGGAAAAGUUGUCAGGGGCUGGAAGACAACAGAGGCUAUACGAGGGUUUAGGGUCUGAAAAAGAGAAAAACAUCCCCGUAAAGCUGAGAGGGGAGAGAGAGAGAGAAACAGAAACCAACAGUAAGGAAAGAGGCUGCAACAAAACAAGGUUUUUCUAGAAAGAUAACAAGGGCAGCCAAUGGCCUAAAAAUUUUCCUGCAGCUGGGGUGAAGCAGAUUUGCCCACGGACAACUUCCAAGAACAAGAAAAGAUGAGCACAAAAGACACCACAUAUAAGACUUCUCCAGCCACCAGUAUGCUUGCAUUUCUCAAUGCUACCACAGAACUGGUCCCACUGAGCUCUGAUCCGUCUGUGGAGAAGCCUGACUCUUUGCCUAUAAUCAUUGCUCUCAUCUGUAUCUUCCUUCUCCUGGCUACCUGCCUCAUCUUUGUUACUCUCUGCAAGCCAGUCGCUCUACAUCAGUCUUUCUAUGGGCCGCAUGAGUGCAUGCCUUAUCAUUCAGAAGAUGCCAGUGAGCCACAGCUCAGGCUCUGGAAACGUCUGGGUUCGCUAAGGCAUUCGAUACGUAGUGUCAAGCGCUGCCGCCCCAUUUCUCAAGCCCAUGAAACUUGUUCGAGAAAAACACCUGUCAGCCUGGAUUGGAGCAUCAUGGAGUCCACCAAGAUGUGAUUCGGCCAAAUGUCCAGUGAGUCUUCUGCAGAAAAUGCCUCGUCUCAAUUGCAUUUCACAAACUGUUCAAUUGACUUGUAGAGAAUCACAGAAUGGCUGAGAUUGAGGGACUCAAAAACCAUAGUGGUAAUUAUAGUCCUGACUAUGAAAAUGGGGGGCAGAAGGGUAAUCUGCAGUGCCUGUUUGAUAUAUUGAAACUAUAUUGUACCAAUGAAGACUUCUUUUUAAGGAACUAUGUAUUUUCCAUAGUCAGAAAUAGGGAAUUGUAUGUACAGACAGUUAGGUCCCUAAAUAUUCCUGGCUUCAUUUGCACCUGUGGUCGUCUGCCCUAAAACUCUUAAACCUAGGAGAACAGAAGUUUUUACCAAAGACACGAGAAAGAUGCACAGCUCAUUUGUCCAAUGAAUGCCAGUGAAUAAAAUGCCCUUGAGAUGUGGGACAAUAUUCAUUUUGAUGCCAUAACAUUAGCUAAAACUGGCUAGAUGAGACUGAGGUCCUUUUGCACAACCACGUCUGAGAGCCAUCCUAUGAAAUCACCUUGGGAAGCUAUUCACAUAAAUGUGCAAACCGGGCUAAGGAAGCCCAGCCCAAUUGGCUCCAAUCCCGGCCGCACUGAACCACCCUCCGAAACAAGGUUAGGAGAGCAAGUACUCUCCUAACCCUGUUUUGCUGAUUGUCUGCCAGCCGCAGCUUCUUGCAGCCACAGCUGACAGACGGAGGUGAUCGAGGGGAGGGGAGGGGAGGAUUCCCAUAAUGCACUGUGCACAGUUCCCUUCAGCCUCAGUUCAUUCUCGCCCCCCUCCCUUCAGCCCCAGUUCGUUCUCCUCCCACUCCCUUCAGCCCCAGUUCAUCUCCCCUGACAGCUGGCCUGUCUGCCACUUCCUCUCGCCACCCGGUGGCCAGCUGGCCUGGCUGCCACUUUCUCUACCUGGCUGCUCACCUUCCCCUUCUCCUCCCCUCACUCGUGAAAUCUCAUGAGAGCUGCCACACAUGGGAUUAAUGACAGCUGACAGGUACACCUUAGAGGAGAUAUUGGGGCAGAACUUAUUAAUUCCUUAUGGAUGCACCCAUUCCUUAUGAAUGCAACGGAUCAUGAUCCAGAUAAACAGGUUGCUCACCUGUAACAGAUGAUCUAGAUAUGAUCCGUUGUAUUCCUAAAACCCACCUGACCUACCCGCAGGGACAAAGGCAGGACAGAAAGGGCAUGAAGGGUCGUCAGGAGAGGCAACUGACGGUUCACCAGAAACUGAGUGAAAUGCGCCCCAACUGCCUAGGUUAAGAGAAGCAGGGUCACGUGCGUGGCAGUUGGAGGCGCCACGAGGAGCUAGCUAAUCGAUCCGUGAGGUCCCUGCGCAGGCACGACUCCCCGACGCCGGAAGCCCGGUCUACCCGCCAGCAGGGGCCGAGGCCGGGUAGACCGGGCCUCCGGCGUCGGGGAGACGUGAAGCUCACGCGCGAUGUGCGCAUGUGCAAAAGACUUACCAGAGCCUUUUGCACUGCGGAGGGGCAAGGGGCGGCAGGGAGGUAUCCUGCCGCCCCAAUUCUUACAAUAAAUACGAGCCCUGGAGGGGGACAAGUGGCGGGAGGGGCAAGUAAACCCUCCCCGCCCUUAAAGGAACCCCCUCCACAGUGCCGGACCCCAGCUGUGUGGUUCCGUGCACACCCCUAAUUCUGACUUGGGGGCUUGUCUCACAAUUGGGAAAAAUCAGGCUAGGAAAGCCUAGCCCAAUUUUUCCUGAUCAUAAGAACCAUCAGGCUCGGCUGCGAGCCUGGUGGUUCUUGAGUGGCUAACCCGCUCAAGUAGCCUGCCCCUUAGCCCGGGUUUGCGGAGUGAGCGCUCCGCAAACCUGGGCUAUCGGAUUGUGAGUAGCCACUGCGCGGCUCCGGGCCUGAUCCCAGUGGUACACACAUGCAGGCAAAAAUAUGCUGGGCUUCCUUAGCCCAGUUUUGCCUGUGCAUGUGAACAGCUUCACUAUUUUUUUGAGAUUGUUCUAUCCAUGAUAUUGGAAAAUCAUUUGCCUUUGUAUUAUUCGUUGCACCUCUUAAUACAAAGGAGUGAGAAGUAAAAUUCAGGAAAUGAGUGGAAGAAGACUGAGGAAGAAGAACUUUGUCAUACCUUAGAAGUUAUUUAUUUUCAAAUAUGGAGCCAUGGGUGCAAUCCAGAGAAAGUUAGACUUGCCUAAGAUCCAUUGAAAUCUGUGGGACAAGGAGACAAUUAAGCACUUAAGUCAUCUUUUUUUCAAUGGGACUCAAGGCCUCUCCCUGGAUUGUAUCCAUUGUUUCUUAGCCCAGGGGCUAAAAAAAGGGAAGCUCCUUGCAAGCAUUCUGCCAGCAUGAUGACUUUUCAAGAAUACUGGAUUGUGCAUUGACUACCCACACAUCAUGAAGUACACCAACACUUCUUGAAAGCUGGCACACCAUAUGAUCAGGUCAAGUUAGGAAUCAGCAAUGGCAGAUGAAAGGUCUAUUCAGGUUUCUGUUAGAUUUUAGCUGUGUAGUGCAUUGCUUAGUUCAUAUGCUUAGUUUGCUUUAUUUUUGUACUGGAGCCUCAUAUCAAAUAGGCCCAGCACUAUAAUUAUGUAAUAUAAAAUACUCAUCUUUGUCAUCGUUGCUGUAGUAAUGGUUUGCUGCACAGGAGUGUAUGCUCUCAACUGGCUUAUUUCUAAACAAGUGCAUGCUAAAAUGAUUUUACUGCACUUCCAUUUUUUAUAUUUACAACAUCACACACACACACACACACACACAGAGCUAUAGAUGCAUGUGAUCAUAAACUGCACUAUUGCCUGCUAAAAAAAUGUAUAAGUAAAAUUAUAAGGAAGGCUACACAAACACAUUUGGGAAUGCAUGUAGAGGGCCUCACAAGUAUUGGUCAAUUAAUAAUAAUACAGUAUUUUACAGUC